AUGCGACUGCGCAGUUUGCUCCUUCGUCAGCCGUGGCGUAGCACGGCUUCCGCGUACGCCCGUCAUGGCGAGGCGGCGCGGGGCCGGCGACACAGACGCGCGUCACACGACACCGCCAGUCUGCGUGACUCGGUAGGAAUGCUGAUCCCUGAGGCCUUUCUGCGCCGCGACCGAGUGUCGCCCGAGGUGCUAGACCGCUCCAUCGAGAAGAAGGCGCACGACCUGCUUGCCCUGGGCGCGGACGCUGCGCACGAGUUUGGCCCGUACGGUGCAGAGUUUGAUCGGCGUGACAUUCGCUUUCAAGGGAAGAACGGCGACCUGCGUCAGUUUGCGGAGAUGGCGGCGAGGGCCGCCUCGGUGGAGAGGUGGAGUGGCACGUCACUGCAGGGCAAUCCCCCGCUGGGGGACGCCGUGGCCUUCGUUGGGGGGAAACACCAGAAGCGACCUCUGCCAAGCACCACCGCAGACACAUCCAAGGAUACACUCACGGGCGGGAGUGCGGCGAUGCUGCAGCGGGUGGUGAGGCGUCAUGGAGGGGAUUUGUCUCCCCUGGCGCAUGCCAUAGCUGCUGGUGGUGUGACCGACGCUGAUACUGGAGGCCAACAUGAUGGUGGCGAUGAGGGGAAUAGGGCUUCAGUAGCAGGGGUAAAGCCGAAGCUGGAGGCGUCGUCGACAGUGACGGAAGGUAAACGACGGGUGGAACGUCGUCAACGUCGGCUUGAACGCAUUAUGAACCGUGAGGGGGACGUGCACCCUUGCGUGCAUCAAGGCGGCUGUGUCUCACAGGGUGGGGCGGCAAUGUGCCCGUUUGUCCUGCAUCCUGCAACGGUCUGCGUGGCAUGGCUGCGGCAUGGCUGUUGCGAGGAUGCUGUGCGUGGAAGUUGCCCAUGGUGGCAUGGUGGCAUGGCUGACACCGGCAAGACAGAAGUUGUGGGAAACCGGCUUUUUUGUGGCAUUGAGGACGCCAACGACGGAGACCGUGAGCUGCUGUGUGAGAGCUGUGCGUGGAUGGGCACGAUCCUGCAGAUGUUUUUGGAUCUUGUGGUCACCACACUCGAAGACGCGCGGUUUGACGUCUCGGAGGGACACGUGUCUGCUGCGACGGUGCGGGGGAUUCUCGAGGCGUCACUCGGCGCGGCCUCGAGCAACAGAACAGGCCACACUUCAUCCGACAUGCCGCUGCACUACGACCCCGCGUAUGACUUUUUGUCGGUGGAUAAGGAAUUGGCGCUGAGCGCCCUCAUGUCGGAGGAGGAAGUGGGGUCGACGCAGGGGAAUGCUUUCCACACGAACGUGGAAAAGGAGGACUCCUUUGAUGUCAUGCUUUCCCGCGAGUUGGCGUCGUCCCAGCAGGGAGUGGAGGCGCUGUCCUGCGCGGCGGUGGGAGACGCGGAGGAGCAGUUGCAUGCCACCGCUGAAAGGCGACUUCGCCGCGUUCUCGCCAGCUUCCGCGGCUACGUCUGCGCGGUUGACGUUCACGAGGGGCCUGAGGAUCGUAUUUCCCUCUGUACGCCACUUACUCAGUGGUUGCUGCAGCGCGUCGCCGACGACUACCAAAAUCAGAAGAGCCGGGGCAACGCAGUGGAGGCCACACCGCAAAGUCUUUUUGAGGAAGCAAGCAUCACCCUGUUGCGUACUCACCUUCGGAGGUGUGGCGUUGACAAGGGUGGUGCGAGCGACAGCCUGGCAAACUCUCACCGCUGGUCUGGCUUGUUAUUGCUGCAGCUGAUGUCGCUGCUUACACGUCUUCCAGCAUCGCGUGAGAUGUUCACGGCUGUAGGCUGCAUGGAAAGCUCCUUCCUCUACACGGCGUUGCUGUUGCUUCAUAUAAAAGGGACACCCAGUUGGUCUGCGGACAACGUACAGACACGGUAUAUGAGUUGCUGGGUGUUUUUUCACUCGCUUAUCUCGACACUUGCGUUGGGCCUUGUUCGUGAAAGCAUUCACCAGUUUACACUUGCUCGCUCUGCCUUGGUGGGUGUGGUACGGCAGCUUGCGCGUGGCGUGGAGGAUCACUUCUCCAUGCCGCUGCUGCGGGCGUCCGGAUGGUCGGCGUGGACGGACGAACAAAUGUUUGCCUCACAGCGGAUGCAGGCGUACACCGCCGUGGAGUAUGCACGGUUUCACCUGCCUGCCACUGCCCACUGCUUCCUGACGUCGGUCUUGAACACAUUAAUGCUGCACGUCCUGAGGGAGGCUAUGCAACGGUAUCAGCUGCGUCCGAGCCCUGUGGCUUCCGUGCUGUUUAGUGGGAGCCGAUACUUGGGCGCGCCGCAGGAGUCGCUGCGACAGGAGCGAUGUCUUUGUGGCGGCGGCGGCGGUGUCCUGGUGCGUCGAGGGGUGCAGCCGUACGCGUUGGAGGCUGUGGCGCUUCUUUCCUGCCUGCAUGACGAGAACAACGCGGUGAUGGCGCGACGGCAGCAGCUGAUGGAGGAGUUCAUGACACGGCGCGCGGAUUAUCAUGAGCGCGCUGCGACGGAGCUUGCACGCUGUCGGAAGAGCUACGGCAGUGGCCAUCUGCAGCACAACAAUGGCGUGCACCCCGCUGACGCUGAGGACAUUCAUGUCUUUGAGAAACUGUUACCGCACGCCUCUGUCAUGGUCUCUGCGGAUGUCUUGAGCCUUUUGCUACCCGUCUUAUUUCUUGGCGGUGGAGCGUACAAGGCGCUGCGUCUCGCCUCUUCAGCGAUCCAUGCCAGUAGAAUGUUGCGACACGCUGCAAAGCAACCCAUACCGUACGUCGUUCAGGGUGAGAAGACAAUUCACAAGCGAGUGCGACACGGUGGGACGGGGCGAAAGCACCUUAUUCGCUUGCGCGUUCCCGUGCUGCGCCGCGUUGACGCCGAGGUGAAGGAACAGGAACGUAGCGGCGUGAGUGCACGUCCUGUUGGAUUGUACAUGCAGCUCGGUGAAAGGGUUGUGGCGGAAAUAGCAAGCAUGGGCGUGCGCAUGGGAGCUGCUGGUGCAAAGCUUGUACGUGGGGUGUGCGAGGAUAGCGUGCGAGGGUUGCUGGUUGACUACGCCGAGGGGCGAUGUUUGCCUGCACCAGAUGCCGCUGACGUCCACGAUGGGGGCACCAUCACAGCCGCCUUUGGCGCAAGGGCGCUAAGGACCAUUUUGUCAAUUGCGGGCGUCGGCAGUCAAUGCAGUGGUGGUGCUGCCACCUUUAGGCGAGGGUCAAGCCACGCAGCGGGCCCUGUCAUCCUAGAGCGCCGUAUUCCACCCACUGCGCUCCUCCUGGAGACUGUCGUGGCUCUGACGCCGACCAACGACCGUGAGGCUCACACGCUGUACGAGCGUAUCUGCAGCAUGGAUCAGAGAGCUCUCGUCACUGACCGGGUGUUGCUUGCACAACACUAUCAUGCAGCUCGACGCCACUUUGGACGGGCAGCUGCAGUGGCCUCCGCUGUGUGGCUCGAUGUAGUUCGUGCCGGACUUUCUUCACUCUCACGCCCAUCGACGGUAAUCCUGCAGCACGAGGUGGAGCAGCUGCCUGCCUCCGUCGAGUUUGGGCUGGAGACAUUAGGAGCCGCAUCGCAUCCUCUUCCGCGUGAGAGGAGGUCGACACCACGCACGGUGGAGGAGUUGCGAGACUGUUUGGAGCAGUCGCACAAGGCAGGCGCCGCCGGGACCACCUCCGACAGUCGCCCCCACGGCGGGUACACAACAUACGUGGCGCAGUGUCUCGCGGCGCACUUCAUGGACGCCGGCGCCCUGCAACGCAUGCGGUGGGCCGUUUUGGCCAGCACGCUUCUCGCCGUCAGAAGUGACACACUCACGGGCAAGCAGCGGGUUUGGUCGCGACUGCUGCUGCGCAACACCUUCAUCUUGGCCCUGCAGGCUACCAGUUCGCAGGAGCGUGAGCGGGAUCUGCAAGCGACUGUGCGUGUCUUCCUCCUCAGCGACCUCUUCCACCCCAUCGUCGCCACGGUGGAACGUGCAGACGAACAGGGACUUGUGUGGUGCUCCGCCGCUGUGCGGGAUCUACCGCGGUACCUUGCAGCUCAGACACACCUAGCAGAGCAGCUGCACACAAAACAGCAUGCUGGUGAAUUCCUCGACGGCAUCAGCCAUGGUCUGCAACUUUUGCCCCGUUUCAGAGCCGCAACCAGCCUUCACGACACCGAUGCCACCCAAACGAAUGCCUGGUGCCUGCUUGAGCCUUUCCUGCAGCACACGGAGCUGGCGAUCACGUGGCUGCGGAAGUCUUUCCUUGAGGUACCACCUCACUUCCUCUUGUGGAUCACCGCACACGUUGACGUAAACAACUCGCAAACCGCUUUCUCCCUCGCCGCAUGGUCGAUCUUUCUGCACUCUAACCAUGCCGUGGAUGCGGCUGUGCAGAGCGCGGUACUCCAAGCCACCUGCAAGAAACUCACUCCUGCGCACAAAGAAAAACUGCAGGAAUGGCUUCACAUUGCUGCAGAGACGUCCAACACCACCUGCACUACCAAGCCCACUUAA
Molecule: messenger RNA, 4464 nt
Organism: Trypanosoma rangeli
Lineage: Eukaryota; Euglenozoa; Kinetoplastea; Trypanosomatida; Trypanosomatidae
Exons: 1
Coding region: 1-4464 (1487 amino acids)
Source: RefSeq, a predicted model, not a curated record